UUAAUCAGAUCUGUCACCCGUUUCAGUGUAUUACAGUUCUCGGCACAAGCCACAUUUCCCUAAGUAUUUAUCCAUCAAAAAUAUUUAUUUUUUUCUAUUUCGCUAAAGCCGCAAAAGUAAAAAGUGAAAAUUCAUUGUUAGUUUUUAGCAAUACCAAAGGCCAAGACAAAGAUCGAAGUUAAGGAAGGCACAGUGGUGCAAUCAAGGCGUGUCAAAUCGUUCAGAAUGAAUCCCACCAAUUUGGGCAGACAAAAUGGGGCUCUAGUGCUGGAGGUGUUGAAGGUGCUGGGUCGUCCGGCCACCAGUUACGAGGUAGCUGAACGGGUCGCCGAUGUCUACAGGCUGCCUUUGCAGCGCAUCAGUCCAGUGGUCAACGAUGUCUUGAAGGCCGGCAAACGUCAGGGUUUCUUUAGGUGCCAAAAUGGCCGCUUUUCCGUUGUGCAGUCAGUGGUAGAUCAACUCGGUCAAGACAUCGAUCAGUAUGCUGCUGAGAUCUUAGCUGGAUGCAGUGCCGAAGGACCCUUGCCCCAGAUGUCCCCUUUGAUGCUCAAGCUUCAGCAACUGGACGGAACACCGCCCAUGGUAAACGGAAAUGGUCAUCGCCAGAUGACUUCGGGGGAGCAGCGCGAACUCGUGCCCUCCGGUGAUGUGCCUGUGGAUGCUCGUCUUCUCAUGGUGCCCGUCUCUACACUAUGAAAAUUCUCCAUCUUACAAAUUGUACAGAUCAGUGAAAUGUGCAAAACAACACUUCUGGAGUCCAAUAAAUUCGGAGCUAGGCUGCGAUCUUGGACCAAGAA
Molecule: messenger RNA, 797 nt
Organism: Drosophila eugracilis
Lineage: Eukaryota; Metazoa; Arthropoda; Insecta; Diptera; Drosophilidae
Exons: 1
Coding region: 226-696 (156 amino acids)
Source: RefSeq, a predicted model, not a curated record